AUGAGAGAAUCUCCAUUGCCUAAAGUCAAAGUACCUCUAUUUUGGAAGCAGGUUAGUCUUGCGAAGUUAUCUCUUCUAACUCCUGGCUAUGGUAAUCUCGCCACCCAAAAUGGGAGGCGACAGCCUUUGAAAGGAAAGAGUGAGGAGAAUAAUUGGACCCGAGGAUUCUCUUCUUCGCACGAUAGUCGGAUGUGUCAUCACACGAUGAUCAUGCGUCGGCACCAUAGUCGUAUGCAUCUCAGCACACAAUACAUUUCAAUGCAGUUCCUCAUGUCUCUGGUGCCUCACAUAGCUUCACACCUUGCUUUCUUGAAUACAUGCUCCACAAAUAUCAUAAGAGAUUAGAGAUAUCUAUUUUUAUUGCAUGAAUCACAUGCAUAUGCUAUGGACAACUAUUCAAUCAAUCUCUUAUAACACUCGCCUCUUCUAUGAUACCUCCUUUACAAGCCGAUCAAGAUUGCCAGACGGGCAUUAUUUGCAUACCAAUGGUGUUUUUUUGACAGGGCCUUUCUGGUGCAAGUUCGGCUCGAGGAACUUGUUGUGUCCAUUGCACUUAAAGUUCUUGUAACUAGUUCAACAUUCGACCUUGGUCUACCUGUCUGAUAAAAUGCAUGAUAUUAUGACGU
Lindgomyces ingoldianus is the source of this 626-nucleotide messenger RNA. RefSeq lists its product as uncharacterized. NCBI's taxonomy places the organism in Eukaryota, Fungi, Ascomycota, Dothideomycetes, Pleosporales, Lindgomycetaceae. The record is from RefSeq and is a predicted model, not a curated record. Bases 1 to 345 code for a protein of 114 amino acids. The transcript has 6 exons.